This is a messenger RNA of Astrephomene gubernaculifera, 2369 nucleotides long. Lineage: Eukaryota; Viridiplantae; Chlorophyta; Chlorophyceae; Chlamydomonadales; Astrephomenaceae. The record is from the annotation of a GenBank genome assembly.
GCACAUCCUCUGCGCUAUCCCUGCUCGGAGCCCUAUCCACCACUACGGCGGCCCCUCGGCCCUCCCGGACACGUCAUCCGCCCUGCCCUCGCAGGGCCGCAGCGCCACCCUCUCCCUGGUGGACCUGGCGGGGUCGGAGCGUACCAAGAAGACCAAUGUGGCGGGCAACAAACUGCGGGAGAGCUCCGGCAUCAACUCAUCCCUCACAGUCCUGGGUCGCUGUCUAGAGGCACUGCGACACAAUCAGGCUCUCGCGGCACGCUUGCAAGCGCAGGGGCCUUCCCGCGCCGGCGGCGGUGCUGGCGGUCCCUCCGCUGCAGCGGCAGGGGGCGGUGCCGUCCCGCGGGUCAUUCCUGUUCGCGAAUCCAGCCUCACCACGCUGUUCCGGUCUGUGCUGACGGGCGAGGGCAACCUGGUGCUGUCCGUACAUGUCAGCGAGCACCCGGAGGAGUACGACAUGAACCUUCAGACGCUGCGGUUCGGCGCUCUGGCGUCCAGGGUGCAGACCACGGUAGCUGCGCCGGUGGCGGCGCCUGCAGCGCGGCCGCCGCUGCCGCCUGCUGCUCGGCCGUAUCGUGUGCCGCAGAAGCGGGUGGCGGUGGCAGGCCUUGCUGGCCGAGGACUGCUAAGACGGCCAGCUGCCAUCAAGGCGAAGCGGAAGUCGGCCAUCCUCGAGGGGCCAGAGCUGGAGGAGGCGGAGGAAGGCGAGCAGGCUGGUGAUGCCGGUGACGGGAGCAGCGGUCUUGCGCAACAGCAGCCCGCAGCAGGGCAGCCGGAAGUCGAAGAAGAUGAGGAGGCGGAGCUGGGUGCGGAGGCGGAUGCGGGCCCGCAGCAGCAGGUGCCCAGCGGCGCUGACGCGGUUGUUGUGGAGAGCUUGCGGUCCGAGUUGCAGGGGCUGCGGGACCAGGUUCAGCAGCUGCAGGGCCGGUGUGAGCAGCUGGACGGGGAGGUGCUGCAGCUGCGGGGGGACAAGCGGCACCUGCAACAACAGGUCGAACAGCUCACAGAGACGGCGCCCGAAUGGGAGGCGCUGGUGUUCUCGGAGCGCGAAGAGAAGAAGGAGGCGCAGCGGCGGGUGUGGCAGCUGGAGGCGCAGCUGGCGGCCUCGCAGCGGGAGCUGGCGGGAGAGAGGAUGACGAACAAGACGCUCCUCCAACGGCUAUCGGAGGCCCAGUCGGCGGCCGCCCGCUCCCAGCAACAGCUGCAACAGCUCCAACAACAACUGCAGGAACAGCAGCAGCAAAGGAAGCCGCCGUUAGCGGAUCCUGGUCCCCGCGGGGACGCACUGCAGAGGCAGGAGUGUGCGGUGGAUACCGGCCGCCAUGCGGCUAGAGCUGGUACUUCGGGGGAGGAGGAGGCGCCUGUUGCGCUGCCUGCUGACCCUACGCGGACGGCAGCCGCCGCAGCAGGUGGCGCCGGUGGGCGGAGCGAAACUGCGUGUUGCCAGCCCGGUGGCUUGCCCGGUGAACAGGCUCCCGGCACAUCUGGGGUGGCGGCGCGGGCAGCUCUGACCUGCAUCCGCAACACCGGUAGAGCUGGAGUGGACGACACGGCGGGAGAAGGGGAGGAAGCAGCAGCCAGGGGUGCGGCGGGCGUUGCACAGCGGGACGGGCCUGACUCGGAGCAGCCCCCUGGCAGCAGUGCGGUGGGGUUAACGGGGCGAGCUGGACAGGGACGACACACCAAGGGCAGCAAGGCAGGCAAGCGGCGGCGCGCAGGGGCGGCCAGCGGUGGCGGGGACUGUGACGAGGCGGGGCUCAAGACGGCCGAUGGGUCAGCUGACAGGGUGCGAGAGGAGCGGGAGCAGGCGGUAGCGAGCGGGGCAGUUGGGGACAGCUGCAAGGCGACGGGGAUUACGCCAGUAGCUGGCAGGACGCGACGCAAGCGUCAUGCGGGAGCGUAGUGGGGUAGGAUUUUGGCGGUUGAUGGUAGUAUGCAGGAAACAUUGUGGAUAAGUCCCCUCAGCGGGUUGUCUGCUUCCGUUCGGAACUGCUCGCAUGGAUGUCUCCUGCCAACCUUGCCGGAAUCUUACAGGUCUGAGCGUGGCAUGCCGGAUUGUAGAGUAUAUAGCGUGAACGUUAUUCAUACAACCGUUUGACCCUCACGAUAAUGGUUUUAGGUACCAAGGAUCUCCCUACAUACCGGAAGGUGGGCACCCUAUACAUCCGUUUACAAUCAUGUUAUCCAUUCACCGGUACACAUUCACUGCCGCAGUUUUACCUCACAAAGAUGGUGGAACUGCAAACUCUGCGGUGGAAGGGUGUGCCUACUGACACCGAGAUAGUUGGCUUUGCAAUAAUUUAAUACUGGGGACGAACGUCCAAACUGUCUAGCAGCUUGAGCAGCUGCAACUGUCAGCAGCUUGUCCG